CUUACAGAAGGAUUAAGUUCUCAAGCAGUCCUUAUGCUGGAGUUAAAGAAUUCUUUAGAGUCUCUGACUGAGAAACUCAGGUCUUUACUUGACUUUGAAAACCAUUCCUCUGAAGUACUAGUUGCCUGAGCUAAACUUAUACAAAUGAUUGAAAUAUGUCAGGCCCUGAGAAACAGACUGCAAAGAAAUCAAGCAACUGCUAUGGAUAAUCUUGCAUUAUUGUGGAUGAUAUCAGGAAGAAACCUAGAAAAACAACCUAUGACCCUCAUAGACCUUUGCUAUGGGAAGACAGAAAAUUUAAACCUACGAUAUCUGAGUGCUCUGGAAGGAAAACUCAGCAAGUUGCUCAAACACCUGCUUGCCAUGAGGCAAACACUGAGCUUCAUACUUGCCCCAGGACAGGAGUCCUGUGAGAAAGCUCAUCAGAUACUACCAACUGUUGUUUAUGCUAGAUUGCUAAAUCAUGUGACUAGAUGUCAUCAAUCUCUGGAGGAAUGCUGCAGCGACUUGCUUGUUUUGACACUUAUUGUACCAUCUGCACCGUGGGUAAAACUGGAGCACUCCUUGAGCCAAGAAUUCACUGUGGAGAAUGUACUUGCAAUAUUGCCUGCAUUUCCCAAGGGGGCCCCUCAGCAACGGGCCAAAAGGGCUGCAGAAACCCUGGUGAAAGCUUGUAAUUAUUCCAGAUUAAUGGCAAUGCAACAGAUACAUGCUCUGCAAGCUGAACUCAAUUUCCAUAGAAGCAUGUACAACCUCCAAGUUAAGUACACUGAAGCUGUUUUUGAGGGGAUAAAGCAAGCCUACCACACUUUUCAAGAGAAUGUUGUCAGUUCUAUGUUCACCGCUACAAGAUGUUCUUUCUUCUUACAUAAACCUUAAAGCGGAAGCUUCAGAGGUUGCUUUAAGGGAUUUUCUCACUGCUUUUAAAAACAAUGCCAAAUAGAUCCAAGAUACAGUUGACACUUUGACUCCAUCAAAGAAUCAGCAGCACAAAGGUGAUGAGGCCCUGUCAAGGUUUGGAAAAGAAUUCUUCCUCUCUUUGGAGCAUUCACUCAAAGACUGUGGGGAACAACGGGAUAAAGCAACCAGUGAAAUGGAAACCUUACAAACUGAACUGGUACUGGCCUUUGAAAACCUUCAGAUCUUAAGAAAGGAACGAAAAGAGAAGAAAGCAGAAUCCAUUCCUCAUUUUUCAAAGUCUGAAGGAGGGGAGAGUGCAGGAGGAGGAGCUGCAAGUGGCUUGGAUAAGAUUUCAAAAGAUAACCCAGUGCCAGAUUCAACACCUCUGCUGCCUCCACACAGUGAGAGUCUUUUGCCCAAACAUGUGUCUGCGAUGGCAGAAGCAUCUAGCAACUCAUCAGCCAAGCUGCAGCAGCAGAGUUCUAAGGGGUUAGCCCUUCACCAGAAGGGGAAGAGCUCCCACAGGAGUAAGAGCAUGAAGACCCCACUGCAAGGCCACCUUGGCAAGAUUAACCAUCACUUUAUCUUUAAUAUCUUUUUCUUCAAAAAUGGUCUGAGCUAGUUUGUAAUAUUCUGUGUUAUGAUGAACUCCAGGGGCAAGGGGCAGUCCUGCAAGGUGUUGGGAAAAGAAUUAAGUCAAGGGGGCUGAGGGCAUUCAACACCUUGUAAAUGGUGUUGGAAAUCUCAUAGGGGGCCCGAUCAAAGCUCAUUGAAGUCAAUGACAGAAUUCCCAUCCAUGGGCUUUGGAUCAGGUCCUUAGUAUUCAUGCUAGAAUGCAUGAAACCAGGAGGACAGAAAUAGAGGGCUGGUGUUAAACGAGAAUGAAUAGCUUUUGAAGAGGUAAUAUACGCACUCAGCACAUGGACUGUACUAAUGUUAUGCUGGAUGUAUGUGCUGUUUCAUCACAGAUGUGUUUUUACACUUUAUGAAGAUUAUAGAAUGACUAAAAAAAUAAAUCACUGGCACCAGGCUUGGUUUUGUUUCAUUACCAAAAAUACAUAGUGGGCUUGACAGACCACAACCAUCUGACAAAUGUUUAUAAAUUUGUUUUUAUUUGACUUGGCAUCUGUGUUGAAAGGAAAUCCCUCUAGAUUCCCAUGCUCGCGUGAAUGAUAAAACUCUUGAAUGCCCCAAAUUACUACAUAUGCAAGGAGAAAAGGAUUGAGUUCACAAUGUUUACUGAUAACAAAUGGUUUUUGGAGAGCCUUACUUUACUGAGAACAACAAUGUAAAUAAGUCAGAAUUGAGUGUGCAAUGUUUCCUGUUUUUAAAAUUUGAUAUUAUAUUUUUAUUCUAAAUCACUUUUUUGUUAAUUCUAAAGAUUAUAAAGUUUUAUUUUCUGGUGAAUGAAAAACUGAAGUUGUAGACAUAGUAUUUUUGUUGUUCUAGUAAGAUCGGAAGGUCCAUUGGAGCAUUUAACUUUCCAAAGAGCCUUGAUGUUGGGAUGGGUGCAGACAGGAAUGCAAUAACUGAAAUAUAUUUGCUUGUGUCAUUUUUCUCUGUUCUACCAAAAGCAAGUGUUCUGCAAUGAUUACACCAACCACUUCAAGCAGGGGCGGCUCUAUGUUUUUUGCCGCCCCAAGCACGGCAAUCAGGCGGGCUUCGGCGGCAUCCCUGCAAGCGGUCCGUGGUCACGCGGAUUCGGCGGUGUUUCUGUGGGUGGUUUGCUGGUCCUGUGGCUUUGGCGUACUUGCCGCCGAAUUGCCACCGAAACUGCGGGACCAGCGGACCUCCCACAGGCACAUUGCCUGACUGCCACCCUCACAGCAGCCAACCCACUGCACUGGUGUCUGGAGCCUCCCCUGACUUCAAGAGAACUGCUGUGAAUUCAUAAGUGUGAUUAAUUCGCUGGCUGUAAUAGAGUAACAGAGUAAACUUAGUCAAAAGACCAGUGUUUUGGGUUUGCUUUUUUAAUGUCUUGGUGCCAGUCAUAUGUCAGAAAGACAGGAAGCGAGAGCUUAUUCAUUAACUUGGACUGAUUUUUCCCUGUGGGGCCAGCUGGGCGGCAGCCCUGGACCCCGCCAUGCGGGGAUGGCAGAGUGGCAGCCGCAGACCCCAUCAGACCCCGCCAUGCAGGCAGCCCCAGACCCCGCUGGACUCCGCCACAUGGGGCUGGUAGAGUGGCAGACCCGGAACCCGCCGCUCUGGACUCUGACCCCACUGUGCCACACCGUGCCCUGUCCAGCCAGGCAGCCCAGACCCCAAGGUGCUGGGCAGCCAGGCAGCUAGUAACCCAGCCCCAUAGCCUUUAGCACACAGCUGGGCUGCAGCUGUGUGCUAAUUGGGCUAUGGGUUAAGAACCGCUGAUCGAGAGCUUCAGAGCCUACGGAGGAAAUCUCCAAACAGCAGGAGAUUGAGCCCAAAGAGAAGACCACAACACCAACUCACUUUUCUUCCUUUUCUUCAGAUAAGGCCGUAAUGCCCCUUCCUCCAUCCAUGGCAGCCAAUUUAAGGUCCUUGCAGGACCUUACAAAGAGGAUGGCAGAUUCAGUACAAAUCCCUCUUGAGAUGAGGGACACCCACCAUAAACUGCUGGACAUUCUACAUACUUCCUCCUCCUCAAGGUGGAAGGUUGUGAUGUGGAGGAUUGAGGGCAUGAUGAUUUACACCUCUGAAUUUUAGACUUUUUCCAUUGUGGCUCAUAAUAGCACUGUAAUGGGUACUGGGUUGGACAUGACUUUUGGGAAGGCUGAGGGGUAAAUUUCCUUUUUUGCCUAGCCCCAGUGAUUGAAGUGUGGCUCUGGAGUCUUAUGGCGCAUGGCAUCGGUCUUAUCUGCAAACAAUUUGAAGGGGAGAUCCUCGACAGUGAUCUGAACUUCCGUCCCCCCCUGCCACUUCAGGAACCCCUCUCAUGAGAGACUAUUAAGACAUAGAUCAUCUCCUAUCUCUAGGAGCCAUAGACACAUCUAUGCCUGCACAUCUCUGAGGCAAAGGGGUUUUAUUCCUGAUAUUUCCUGAUCCCCAAGAAAAAGGGAGGUUGGAGACCCAUACUGGACCUCAGAGCACUGAACAAAUAUGUGAAGGCUCAAAAAUUCAAGAUGGUCACAUUAAUAGUGAUUAUUCCAUCCACGGAACAGGGAGAUUGGUUCUUGGCCCUUGACCUUCAGGAUGCCUACUUUCCACAUAUUGAUUCUACCGGCCCACAGACGAUUCCUCCCAGGAGCGCUGCCAGAUUUUCUGUCGCCCUAGGAAGGUCCCGCCCCAAAAUGCCGCCCCUCACAGAGGCGGCAGAAGGUCCCGCCACCGAAAUACCGCCACAGUUGCCAUCCUCCAAAUUGUGCCCUAGGCGACUGCCUAGGUCACCUAAUGGGUUGCGCUGGCCCUGAUUCCUCCAGUUUACCCUAGGUCAGGACUACUACCAGUACAGAGUACUGCCUUUUGGCCUCUCAUGGGCCCCCAGAGUAUUCUCCAAGUCUUCUCCAUAGUAGUGGCACACUUACGCACCCUGGGGAUCAUGAUCUACCCAUUCUUGGAUGACUGUCUCUUCAGGGCCCGUUCCUUUGAAGACACCCAUAGGACAACAGACUUGUUCAUGAAGGUAGAACUGCAGGGCAGGGUGCCUGCUUGGGAGGGGGAGCUAAAAUUCUACCUGCUAUAAGUCUCCAAACCCUCCCCCUUGACACCUAUAAUCACAGGUGUCAGAUACAAAGUAAUGGCUGACACCAGAUAAGUCUAUCGGGGCAAUUGGGGAUAGAGGUCACUGCCUCAUCACCCAGAAAACAUAAACAGGGAAAGAGUGUGUGCCAGGAGCUGCUUGUGGGUAGGGUGGGGAUAGUGAAACUUGCCAGGCACCUUACAAAACCAGACAGUUUUGUUACGAUUCACUUGAUGUUAUGUUCAAUCAAACCUGGAACUCCCAAAGAACCUCAUGUGGUAAAGUGAUCCAUUUAUGCCAGGUGCAACAUUGAGGGAUUCAAGCUACUGGCGUCUGUAAGGGGCAUCAAAUGGAGAGACAUGACUGCAUGAAGGCCCAAUAUACCAGGCUGCAUCUUUGCCAGGGUAACCCAUCCCAGGGUAGGAUUUCACCAGUGGCUGCUGGUCCCAGUGGAGUAGUACCUUUGGUUUCUGCUAUGGUAUAGAUUACCUAGCACACAAUGGUCUAAGUCACUUUUAGCAAGGACAUCCUACCUUGCUUAGAUUUGGCUGAUUUGGCUCACUUUAUUAUUUAACAAAAGCAGUGGCUAAUUUGACCCCUCACUCUGUAUCUUCCUUUAUUUGUGAC
Molecule: messenger RNA, 5182 nt
Organism: Trachemys scripta elegans
Lineage: Eukaryota; Metazoa; Chordata; Testudines; Emydidae
Exons: 8
Coding region: 145-879 (244 amino acids)
Source: RefSeq, a predicted model, not a curated record